Molecule: messenger RNA, 1557 nt
Organism: Paraphaeosphaeria sporulosa
Lineage: Eukaryota; Fungi; Ascomycota; Dothideomycetes; Pleosporales; Didymosphaeriaceae
Product: guanine nucleotide binding protein, alpha subunit
Exons: 5
Coding region: 101-1180 (359 amino acids)
Biological process (GO): G protein-coupled receptor signaling pathway
Cellular component (GO): heterotrimeric G-protein complex
Molecular function (GO): G-protein beta/gamma-subunit complex binding; G protein-coupled receptor binding; GTPase activity
Source: RefSeq, a predicted model, not a curated record
CUGAGCGUUGCGUCGCUGCAUGCCUCGAGCACCACUACAAGCCCUCCGCCGCGACCAUCGACGUCCGUCGCGCCUCCAAGAUUGCUCCGCGAGCCUGUGAAUGGCCCCGGGUAUAAUGUGCUUCGGCAAGAAACCAGUCGACCCUGAGAGUCGCCGAAAUGAGGAGAUCGAGAAGGUCAUCCGGAAUGACAAGAAGAAGCAGCAGCGCGAGGUUAAGCUGCUGCUACUCGGUGCUGGCGAGAGCGGCAAGUCCACCGUGCUGAAGCAGAUGCGCAUCAUAAACGCCGGCGGCUUCAACAAGACCGAGCGCAAGCAAUGGCGGGCCAUUAUCUUCAACAACCUGGUCUCCGCCUUCCAGACCAUCUUUGCCGCCAUGCAGGAGCAGGAGACCGACUUCGAGGACGACGACAACUUGCGCUACGCCGAGCUCAUCACUGCCGAUCCUGAGAUUGGCAUCGAGGACGGGAUGCCGCAGGAGUGUCUCGCCGCAUUCAACAGCCUGUGGGCAGACAAGGGCGUGCAGCUGGCCAUUUUAAAGGGCAACCAGUACGCGCUGCAUGAUAACUUGAGCUACUUCUUCGCAGAUGUGGAAAGGCUCUUUGCAAGAGAAUAUCUGCCCACAGACCAAGACAUCCUCCGCACGCGGUUACGGACAACCGGUAUAACGGAAACUAUAUUUGAGCUAGGAAACCUCACGUACCGCAUGUUCGAUGUAGGUGGGCAGCGGUCCGAGCGGAAGAAGUGGAUUCACGUUUUCGACAACGUGCAAGUCGUCCUUUUCCUAGUGGCAAUCAGCGGUUACGACCAUGUGUUGGUGGAAGACCGGAAUGGCAAUCAAAUGCACGAAGCCCUAAUGCUCUUCGAGUCCAUAUCCAAUUCGAAGUACUUUGAAAAAUCAGCUCUUAUUCUGUUUUUGAAUAAGAUUGAUCUUUUCCGGGAAAAGAUUGCGGGCGGCAUGAGCCCGAUAAACAAGGUGUUCCCGGAUUACAACGGGAAGCCGACCGACAUCGAGGCUGGACAAGAGUUCUUUGCCAACAAGUUCCGAAAUUUGGUACGGCAACCGAAGAAGGAGGUCUACGUUCACUAUACCAACGCGACCGACACCAAUCUUCUGAAGAUCACCAUGCAGUCAGUACAGGACAUGAUCGUCCAGCGCAACCUCAACGCCCUCAUCUUGUAAGCACCCCCUUACUACACAACUGGGGCAGUCGCCCUUCUCUUGGACGAACGCCAAGUCUUGGUCUCGCUCAAUUGAUUGCUUUUAUUGCACGCACACUGGAACACCUAAGCCGUGGGCCGCCAUGUACUGCACUCAACACUACAACUUUGCCCUCAUCGGACUCCAUUUGGACCGGUCUAUAAGGCAUCUGACGGUCAUUCACUGACUGUGUUCGAGCCACGGCAAUGGCCCCAAAGCCCCUGGAUGAUUUCUCGGUCCGCCCUUCACGCACGCGCCCUUACGUUACAUACCCUCGAUAUCCCGUCCGUUCUUCGAAAGUUUAUUCAUGUUUGUGUUAGGAUGAGAUGAUUGGACGAUCUGCUCGACUUGCUUGGAGC